Molecule: messenger RNA, 180 nt
Organism: Monoraphidium neglectum
Lineage: Eukaryota; Viridiplantae; Chlorophyta; Chlorophyceae; Sphaeropleales; Selenastraceae
Exons: 2
Coding region: 1-180 (59 amino acids)
Source: RefSeq, a predicted model, not a curated record
AUGCUGGGCACAGGCAGGGACGCCGUCGCGGCACACUGGGCGUGCGCCAAGAUCAGCGCGAGCGCCUCUGUGCCGGACGCGCAGCUGCGGGAGCAGCUGCUGGCGCGCCUCAAGGCGGUCCCUGGAGCGCGCUUUGCGCCCAUCGCCGCCCACGCCCAGGUCAACUCGGGGGCGCCCUAG